AUGGCUACGUCUGCCAAAGGCACUGUGCAUCAUCAGGUUGCCGAACCGUCUCACCGGAGCGACCAUAUCGCCAUUCAAACCGAGACCUUUGCUAUUGAUGAAGAUGCGCUAGGUAAAAAUCUACCGCGGAACUAUUACUACAGCCCCGGCUUCGUUGGAACCGUCGUUGCACUGUGCCUUGGAAACAUAUCCAACUACUUAGGAUGGAUUAUGCCAUCCAACUCUCUGCUACUUAUCAACGCAGAUAUUGGUCCGUCCGCCAACAUAACAUGGGUCGCCCUGGCCUAUACCCUAGGUCUCAGCGUUGGCUUCCUCAUUGUUGGUCGUCUGUCAGACAUCUUCGGCCGCCGCUGGUUCUUCGUCCUCGGAAAUGGGUUGGCUCUCCUCUCGGGCAUCAUUAACGCUACUGCCUCCCGCGUCGAAGCAAUCAUUGUCGGCAACACCCUUGGUGGGCUCGCUGGAGCAGUGCAGAUAUCAUUCACCGUUGCAAUUGCAGAACUUGUCCCCAACAAACAUAGACCGCUCUGGGUUGUCGGCAUAUUCGCCAGCAGUUUCCAGAUCGCCUGCUUUGGGCCCGUCAUUGCGCAAAGUCUGGCCGCCCAUACCGCAGCUAGCUGGAGAUGGUCCUUCUAUCUGAACAUCAUCGUUGCUGGCCUUGCUGUUAUACUAUUUUACUUCUUCUACCACCCGCCUAACUUCCAUCUACUGCACAAGAACCGGUCGAAGAUGGAGCAGUUCAGGCGCAUGGACUUUGUCGGAUUCGUUUUGUUCACCGGAGGCCUGGCCGUCUUCAUCAUGGGUCUCUCCUGGGGCGGCACUGUUUAUCCUUGGGGCUCGGGGCAUGUCGUUGCGACCAUAGUGGUCGGCUUUAUAGCGCUGGUCGUCUUUGUACUCUACGAUGCAUACUUCCACCGCGGUGAUCCUCUGCUGCCUAUUCAUCUCUUCAAGUCUCGCGGUUACCUCGCAAUGGUCAUUACGGCUAUGGUUGGUUCCUGCGUGUAUUAUAGUAUGAACGUACUAUGGCCUUCACAAAUUGCCUACCUCUUCCCGGGGACGCCAGAGCAUAACGGCUGGCUAGCAUGCGUUAUCGGCGGCGCCACUCUGCUUGGCCAAAUAGUGGGCGGAGCACUCUGCCAGUACAUCAAGAGAAGCCGAUGGAUCCUCAUUGGCUCCUGCGCCUCUCUUCUUGCUUUCUCAGCCUCCAUGGUCUCUAUUCAGCCCGGUGACGAGACGAAAGCCAUCGCGUUGAUGUUCAUGGCAUGUUUUUCAGUCGGUAUUAUCGAAACUUGCUCAUUGGCGCUGGCGCCAUUGGCUUGCCCGUCUGAGGAUAUAGGUGCCGCAUUGGGUGCUUUGGGGAGUAUCAGGAGCGGUGGCGCGGCUGUUGCAACGGCGAUCUUCGUAACGGUCCUGACGAACAAGAUGACGCAGUUCGUGCCCGCUUACGUGACACCCGCGGCGCUGGAAAGUGGUCUGCCAGAGUCCUCUCUUGUGCCCUUGUUCGGCAACAUGACCACUGGAACUCUGAACCUUGUUCCGGGCAUCAAUCCCCAGAUCAUUGCUGCGGUCGCUGCAGCGAACGCCCGCGCAGCAGCUGAUGCGUUUCGGUACGUGUGGUACGCUGUGAUUGCCUUUGCAGUUCUAGCUGUCAUUGCGGCGUGCUUGACCAUCGACUACGGCGAGCACUUGACGGACGACAUCGCUCGUAAGAUGCAUGGCAAGACGGUUCAUGUGCCAGAACAAGGACAACGUGAUGACGGUACCUUGGGAGAAAAGAGGGUCUGA
Messenger RNA from Coniosporium apollinis CBS 100218, 1782 nucleotides. RefSeq lists its product as uncharacterized. The record is from RefSeq and is a predicted model, not a curated record. Gene Ontology annotation, molecular function: transmembrane transporter activity. The transcript is spliced from 9 exons. The coding region runs from base 1 to 1782 and encodes 593 amino acids. Lineage: Eukaryota; Fungi; Ascomycota; Dothideomycetes. Gene Ontology annotation, cellular component: membrane. Gene Ontology annotation, biological process: transmembrane transport.